GUGGUGAGCGCGGGCCGUUAGGAGUGCGUGCGUGCGAGGGGCUUACGAAGGCUGCUGGUGUAGAGGCUCCCAGGCCAGGUCUUUUUGUCGUUGGAGAGGGACACUCACCCUCACUCUGCGUGCUGUCUCCCCGUCUGUGUGCUGUGAUCUCCUCUGUGAGAGAAGGGCCAGGAAGCGUCUGCGGGAUGCUUGAGGUCCUGGUGCUGAAGAUUGAAGAUCCAGGUUGCUUCUGGGUAAUUAUAAAAGGAUGUAGUCAUUUUUUAGAACAAGAAGUUGACUACCAAAAACUAAACAGUGCCAUGAAUGACUUCUAUAACAGCAUGUGUCAAGAUGUAGAAAUGAAACCAUUAAUGCUGGAAGAAGGGCAGGUGUGUGUGGUGUACUGCCAGGAGCUGAAGUGCUGGUGCAGGGCUCUGAUUAAGUCCAUCAUCUCUUCUGCAGACCAUUACCUGGCAGAGUGUUUCCUGGUGGAUUUUGCCAAGUAUAUUCCAGUAAAAUCUAAAAACAUCCGAGUUGCAGUAGAGUCUUUUAUGCAGCUUCCUUACAGAGCAAAAAAAUUCAGACUUUACGGUACAAAGCCUGUGACAUUGCACAUUGACUUCUGUGAAGACAAUGCUGAGAUUGUACCUGCCACAAAAUGGGACAGUGCAGCCAUCCAGUACUUUCAGAGCAUUGUAAGAGCAACUACCCAAGUGGAAGCAAAACUAUGUGCUGUGGAAGAAGAUACUUUUGAGGUUUACCUUUAUGCAACAAUAAAAAAUGAAAAAGUUUGUGUUAAUGAUGACCUAGUUGCAAAGAAUUUUGCUUAUUAUGUGUCACCAAUGGGGAAUAAAAACCUCAAUAAUUUGGAGAAACCCAGGCAGCGUCUCAAUUCGGUGCCCUGCUCCAGUAAGCUCAGCCCAUCACUUACUCUGUGGCCAAUGCUUCUACAAGGAAAAGACUAUCACAGAGUGGAAAGUAAAGCUGUAAACUAUAAGGAUUCCUUGACAGACUCGCCUGAAAUGAUGCUUGAGAAGAAGCAGCAGAGCCUCCCCUUAAAGCACAUGGACAAGUGUAUUGAAUCUUCUGUGUACUGGCCAACAAAAAGAGGCAUAACCAUAUAUGCUGAUCCAGAUGUUCCAUCAGGAAGUGGGUCUAGCCAGAAGCCGAAUGAGAAGCCACGGCGGUUGACUGAAAAGAAAGACUGUGACGAGAAGAACGGCUGUGUAAAAUUACUGCAGUUUCUAAAUCCUGAUCCUUUGAGAGCUGAUGGGACCUCUGACCUGCACCAGUUGCAGAAGGUGAAGCUGGGCACACUGCAGCCUGGGGUGGUGCUCCGGAACAGGAUCGAGCCCUGCCUAACCCUGGAGAAAUCACCUCUGUCGGCGGACCUGAAGAAGGCUCUUCAAAGAAACAAGUUCCCAGGACCCAGCCACACCGCAUCUUACUCCUGGCCUCCUAUUGCACGUGGCUGUGAUAUGGUUGUCAUUUCUCACUGUGGGAAUGACCCCUUGUUGUACCUGCCACCGCUGCUUACGAUUUUGCAGAUGGGGGGCUGCUACAAGUCAUUACCAAGUAGAAAUGGACCUCUUGCAGUCAUCGUGUGUCCUGGGUGGAAAAAGGCUCAGUUUAUUUUUGAGUUAUUGGGAGACUAUAGCAUGUCCUCCAGGCCUCUUCAUCCUGUGUUAUUAACAAUUGGACUUCACAAAGAUGAAGCCAAAAAUAUGAAGCUUCCAAGGGGGUGUGAUGUGAUUGUCACAACGCCACACAGCCUUUUGAGACUUCUUACGUACCGAAGCUUGUUAUUCCUUAGACUCUGCCACCUGGUUCUGGAUGAAGUGCACGUGCUGUUCUUUGAAGCUAAUGAGCAAAUGUUUGCCAUAUUAGAUAACUUUAAAAAAAACGUUGAAGUGGAGGAGCGGGAGUCUGCACCCCACCAGAUUGUAGCCGUGGGUGUUCACUGGAACAGACACAUAGACCAUCUAGUCAGAGAGUUCAUGAAGGAUCCUUACGUCGUGAUCACCGCCUUGGAGGAGGCUGCCCUCUAUGGCAGUGUUCAGCAGGUAGUGCAUCUGUGCCUGGAGUGUGAGAAGACCUCUACUUUACUCCAAGUUCUUGACUUUGUUCCAAGUCAGGCCCAGAAGACCUUGAUCUUCACCUGUUCUGUAGCAGAGACAGAGAUUGUAUGUAAGGUAGUAGAAAGCAAUUCAAUAUUUUGCUUGAAAAUGCAUAAAGAGAUGACUUUUAAUUUAAAAAGUAUUUUGGAGCAGUGGAAGAAGAAGUUAAGCCCUGGCUCCCACAUUGUGUUAACCUUAACAGAUGACUGCAUACCACUCCUGGCCAUCACCGAUGCCACGUGCGUGAUUCACUUCAGCUUUCCUUCCUCACCAAAAAUAUUUGGUGGACGCCUGUAUUGCAUGUCUGAUCAUUUUCAGAGUUUAACUGAACAGGGUUCACCUGCAGAGCAGGGAGAUAAGAAAACUAAAUCUGUCUUGCUGCUGACGGAGAGGAAUGCAAGCCAUGCUGUUGGUGUCCUGCGAUACUUGGAGCGAGCAGAUGCCAAAAUUCCAUCAGAGCUGUAUGAGUUUACAGCAGGGGUCCUGGAAGCCAAAGAAGAUAAGAAGGCCAGAAGACCUCUUUGUCCAUAUCUUAAAGCUUUUGGCUUUUGCAAAGACAAAAGGAUCUGUCCUGACCGGCACCACAUUAAUCCAGAAAUGGACAUCCCAAGGAAAUUAUCCAGUAAAACACUACCAGUGUUUGGACACAUUAGGGUAAUACCUUUUUACAUUUCAAAUGCAACCAAUUACUUUGGUCGUAUAAUUGAUAAACAUGUGGAUCUUUAUGAAACUCUUAAUGCAGAAAUGAAUGAAUAUUUUAAGGAGUCCAGUAAUAAAACAGCUGCUAAAAAGGUGGAGAAUUUGGGGUUGUAUGGAUUAGAAGAAAAAACACUUUUCCAGAGGGUUCAGGUGUUGGACGUGAGCCAGAAGGAAGACACCUGGGGUUUGGGGAGUGUCCUGGUGAAAUUCAUAGAUGAAGGCAGGACCAAGCUCAUCACAAGAGACCAGCUGCUGCUGCUCCCUGAGAAGUUCCACACUCUGCCCCCUCAGGCUGUGGAGUUCAUUGUUUGUAGGGUUAAACCAGCUGACAGUGAAAUUGAAUGGAACCCAAAGGUUACCAGAUACAUCCACCAUAAAAUUGUUGGGAAAACGCAUGAUGCUAAAGUAGUGCUGGCUCUGGGAAACACCCUUUGGAUCGACCCAAUGGUACAUGUUACAAAACUUUCAAAUCUAAAAACUUCUAUCAUUGAUUAUAAUGUUCGAGCUGAAAUUUUAUCCAUGGGAAUGGGUAUUGAUAAUUCAGAACACCUAGAACAACUGAAAAAACUAUACAAAGAAGCUAAACUGCCAGCCUUUGAGGACCUUCCGUGCCAGACCUCGAUACCUACAACAGUAGAAGACACCGUGUGUUUGCAGGGCACUCAGCAAGGAGACGGAGGUACAGAAAGAGGAGCUGGUUUCCAGGAGGACUCAGAUAACCAAAAGCCUGGAGUUUUAUCUGGAGACAUUGGCAGCGAGACCAUUAGCAAAGCUCCACAGCCACAUGGAAGAAGCUUUCACCCACAAAUAAAGUGGUUCCAAAAAGAUGAUGUGGUCAUCUUAAAGAUAAAAAUAAGGAAUGUCAAAGAUUAUAAGUGUAAAUUCUUUACAGAUAGAGUCAUUUUCAGUGCCUGGGUAGGAGACAAGUUUUACUUGGCUGAUCUGGAACUGCAAGGUGACAUAAGGAAAGAUGACUGCAAAUGCAUAAUUAAGGAUGAUGAACCUCUAAUCACACUUGCAAAAGAGAAACAGGAGUGCUGGUGUGGCCUCCUCAAGCAGAGGAAUCCUAAUGUGGCUUUUGACUUUGACCACUGGGAGGAGUAUGAGGAGGACAGCCCUUUCUCCAAGGUUGUAAAUUCUAAAAACCUGUCCUGCAAAGUGGCAGCGUUGGCUGAGAGCAGCGGUUCCUCUUCAGACACUACUGAUGGAAGUGAGAGUGAGUGAGGCCGUGAGUGAACCAACGCCACGGUGAGAAGACAAGGCAGAAGUGGACACAUGAGUCAUGGCUAACUCCUUCACCUGGACAGUGGCUUGUCACUGUCAUUGUGUGGCACUGCCAUGGAUGUCAAUGAGAGAUUCUUAAUUGACUUAAAGUGGGUAGACAUGCCAGGUUAUGAUAAGAUUGUCAAAGCAAAGUCCAGGAAGGGUCUGCAAUCAGGGGCACAGAAAGUUAGAGACAUUUUUUUGGUUUUGUUUUGUUUUUUUUGUUGUUUUUGUUUUUCGAGACAGGGUUUCUCUGUGUAGCCCUGGCUGUCCUGGAACUCACUCUGUAGACCAGGCUGGCCUCGAACUCAGAAAUCCGCCUGCCUCUGCCUCCCAGAUGCUAGGAUUAAAGGCGUACGCCACCAUUGCCCUGCAAGUUAGAGACAUUUUAAAUUCAAACAUUCAAGAGAUUGAGGCAUGAGGAUUGCAAGUUUGAGGGCAGCCUGGCCUGUAUAGGGAGGUUCUGUUUCCAAAAAUGUCUCUUCAAGCAAAGGUCCAGUGUAAGGCACGCUCGUGCAGUGUGUGCUCAGUGAGUCUCCGCUCAUCCCGACUACUCCAUGUAGAACCGGAGGGCGAGCAUCCCUGCCUGACAUUAGGUAGUAGAUUGUCCGUGUAAGGAGUUAGUUUACUCCUUUGCUGUGUAGACCUGAGCGUGACACUGCUCAGAGCUUGUCUCACACACAGAAACUGAAGUUCCCAUCUACACUUUUACAAACCCAGCCCUGCUUGCCGGCCCCUAUCACCAUGGGAGGGACCUAAGUGCACCUACUGCUGCCACACAAAUACCCCCUACAUUUUCCUGGCUUUGAUAGCUUCUAAGAGAUGCAAAUUCACUUCUUUUCCCAAAGGCAAGAUAGACUCAGCAGGACCAAAUGACUUACAGGCCGCUGGGCAGAACUUGCUUUCAGAAAUGCUAACAUAGUGCUUGUUGUUAACACUCAGAGUGCCCCAUGAGGUGAGUCCUGAGAACACUAAUGGCAACUUUGAAUGCAGCUGUAACACUCUGGUUUGGGGAAGGGGUGUGUGCAGUUAUCAUUUAAAUGCCACUGAAAUAAUUGGGAGGGUGAGCCUCUGGGUACUUCACAACCCUGUGUCUUAGCAUUUCUGCAUCAGCUUCCCUAGAAGUGAGAAGGGGCCUGGAUGAGACCGCACUGCUGAGUGACUACCCCAAGCGCUUACUCCUCUUCAUAUCAGAAAGGAUGGAUAUCCCAGGAUGUGCCCAUGCCUGUAAUUCCAGCUUUUGAGAGGUGGAGACAGGAGGAUCUAGAAGUGUCAGGCCAGCAUGGGCUACAUAAGAACCAGUGUCAAAAAAACUGAAGAAAAAAAUAAAAAGAAACACAGAUGGUCAAGACUUCUGUUACUCCAGGAGUGAGCCGCUGCAGAGUUGAGGCUCUCUGUGCCAGGAGCAGGGCUGGGCCCACUGGCUCUUGGUUUUCUUAUCUGUAAAAUAAGAUCUCAGCACACGCAGCCCAAGAUAGUCCAGGGUGCUGUGGGGUAGACACCUGGCUUUCACAGUGACUGUGAGAAGGGUCAGACCUCUGCCAGUGGUCAGAGACUGCCCAGCCUGGGCAGCUACCAGGAGGACAUCCUUUUUGCUGCUAUGACUCUCAGGUUGAUAGGCUGGUAUCAGAGUGGCCAUAAUGCAAAGUGGCUCUUGAGACAGCAGAAAGCAUGGUGUCUUGCUGGAACAAUUCAGCUGUGAGGCUGGGCGUGGUCAGUGUCCAUUUGUACAAACGCAGGUCCCCCCAGCUGGUGAAGGGCUGUGGUGGCACUGAACACUGAGUGCAAGUGGCAGGCUGUCCCAGAAAACCCAAGGAAAUGGGACACAGCUCUGUUUACAUCAUUUUUUUCAGGUGGUCAGAUUUUCCAAUACUUAAACCUCUGAGCAGUAUCUUGUAGCACAUGGGAGACUGGCUAUGCAAACAUCAGCUAUUGUUUUCCUAUAUUAGAUUAAACUGUGCUGAUUGAGGUAGAUUUCUGAAAUGUGACAUGGAAAUGCUUGAGGAGUUUGUGCUCUAGAAUUGCUCCCAUAUGAUACGAGUGUCUUGUCUUUGCAGUGGAUCAUCAAUAAAGCGCCAGUGUAAUGUUGGUCACA
Molecule: messenger RNA, 6153 nt
Organism: Mus caroli (Ryukyu mouse)
Lineage: Eukaryota; Metazoa; Chordata; Mammalia; Rodentia; Muridae
Gene: Tdrd12
Product: tudor domain containing 12
Biological process (GO): germ-line stem cell division
Molecular function (GO): ATP binding; nucleic acid binding
Source: RefSeq, a predicted model, not a curated record